AUGUCAUAUGCUCCUGACCAAGAUGCCCUUAGACAGCAACAAAUACGAGCUCAGCAAAGACCAUACGCUCCUUCUCCAUACUAUCUCGCCGCGCAUGCAGCCGCAGUAAACAAGUUGGGAGCUGGACGACCAGCUCAGGCUAUUUCAGGUUCAAACACAAAUUUAGCAGAAGAUAAUAUCCCAGAGUCAAGAGCACUAACGGAAGGGAGAUUGGGAAAGAAGCCGCCAACGUCGCUCAAAGGAUUGUUUACGAAAGAUUUGAAGGAAAUUAUGUAUGGCUUGGGAGAUGAAGCGCCGGCAGCGGACACUGCAGAUCUCAUGGAAGAUAUUCUAGUGGAAUACCUCGAUGAAACCAUUACUGGUGCGGGUGCAGGUGGAGGGAAAACCAUCCAGACAGAGGAUUUACGGAGAGUUUUACAAGGACCGGGUGACGAACGGAAGUUAGCGCGCUUGGAGGAGCUAAUUUUGUUACAAAUCGAAAUCAAAAAGGCUAGGGCCAUAAAUGGGCUGGAAGCUGGUGCCCGAAACCUCGGGGAUUGA
Molecule: messenger RNA, 540 nt
Organism: Acaulospora colombiana
Lineage: Eukaryota; Fungi; Glomeromycota; Glomeromycetes; Diversisporales; Acaulosporaceae
Source: the annotation of a GenBank genome assembly